Molecule: messenger RNA, 822 nt
Organism: Dermacentor albipictus
Lineage: Eukaryota; Metazoa; Arthropoda; Arachnida; Ixodida; Ixodidae
Source: RefSeq, a predicted model, not a curated record
AUGUUCCUGGUUGCGGUCGACGCUCACUCCAAGUGGCCGGAGGUGUGCCAAAUGCGAGACACGUCCGCGGAAAACACAGUAAACCGUCUCCACGAAAUCUUCUGCAGGUUUGGUUACCCUGAAGUUGUGGUAUCUGACAAUGGACCGCAGUUCAUCUCAGCUGUGUUUUCAAACUACCUUAAGAGCAUUGGCACGCGCCAUGUAAGGGCGUCAGCCUACCAUCCGAGCAGUAAUGGACAAGCUGAACGAUUUGUCCAAACUUUGAAAGCGGCACUGCGGAAAAGUACUGCCGCGAGCUUAAGCACCACGUUGGGAGAGUUUUUGUUGUCUUACAGGAACACUCCACAUGCCACCACGGGCGAGGCGCCGGCCACUCUCCUGCUACAGCGUAGACUCCGCACCCGUCUAGAUGCCGUCAAGCCCUCGCUGCAGCAGGAGGUUUCGACGCGGCAGUUCGUCCAGACAGUGCGUCGCAAGCAGCGCGCACAUGAAUUCGCUGUGGGUGAAAGUGUUCUUGUGCGAAAUUUCAGACGCGGUGCAAAGUGGUUGCCUGGGCUUGUGUUAGGGCGGAUUGGACCUGUUUCAUACAAAGUUCGUGUGGAAACCGGUCGAGGUGUGUUUGCCUGGAAGCGCCACCAGAACCACAUAAUUCAAGCCAGGGAUAUGGACUUUCCGUACAUUCCUGAACAGCGAGACGACCCCGAGCAGGCGCGACCCAACAGCCCCGACCCAGUGCAGCCAGCUUCGUCUUCUCUUCCAGCCACGGCAGAGCGGCGUUAUCCUGCAAGGCAGAGGCGCCCUCCAGACCGCUAUGUGCCAUGA